GUUACUAAAGGAAGUGGUUCACCUACAGAAUUAUGCCGGAAACGCACCACGCUCUCUUCUCUGAUUGUUGUCAAAGCCAAGCAGUUAAAUUCUGAACGUUAGUCGCGUAAUCUUGGUACAAUACCAAAUGCGCUCUCCGUAAAGACUGAUGAAUCCAAGAUGAACCCGCGGGUCAUUUUAGAAGACAUGCUCUUCAAGAAAUCCCAACAGAAGCGAAGGACCUCGCCCUCUAAUUAUAAACAGAGAUAUUUUGUUUUAAGCACAGAAGAUUUGACCUACUUUGAAUGCCGCCCGGGGAAAAAGCCCGCUAUGAAAGGUUGCAUCGAGCUGUCCCGGAUAAAGUGUGUGGAGAUGGUGUACAGUGAGGCAUUAAUACCGUGCUCUUAUAAAUACCCUUUCCAGGUUGCCCAUGACAACUACUACCUUUACAUAUUCGCUCCAGACAAGGACUGUCGUCUGCGAUGGGUUCGCGCUCUGAAGGAAGAAACAAAGAAUAACUGCUUGUUUUCCAAGUAUCAUCCGAACUUCUGGGCGGACGGCAGGUGGAGGUGCUGCCAGCAGAACGAGAAAAUGGCCCUGGGGUGCGCGGAGUACGACCCGAGCAAAAACGCUUCCAAAAAGCCUCUCCCACCGACUCCAGAACCUCAGCGGCGGUUCUCGGAUCCGGGGGAGAUGGUGGUGGUGGCGCUGCACGAUUUCAUCCCUCAGGGAGACCUGGACCUCCGGCUGCACAAAGACCAGGAGUACAUCGUCACGGACACCUCCGACAGCAACUGGUGGACCGUGCAGGACGGCAACGGGAACACUGGCUUCGUACCCUGCAGCUACUUAGCAGAGAAAUCCCCAAACAACCUGGAGAGGUUCGAAUGGUUCAACAAAGACAUGACCAGAGCCCAAUCUGAACAGCGUUUGUUCAAAGAGGACAAGGAGGGGGCGUUCACGGUGCGGAACUCCAGACAGGCCGGGGUAUACACCGUCUCAGUCUUCACCAAAGCCCUGGGGUCGAACGGCCAGAAUAAUCCCAGGGUAAAGCAUUAUCAGAUCAGAGAGACGGACGGCGGCAAAUACUACCUGGCAGAGAAGUACCUGUUCAACACCAUCCCCGAUCUCAUCCACUACCACCAGCACAAUGCUGCAGGCCUGAUCACCAGACUGCGCCACCCUGUGUCAAUGAGCCGCCACAGCGCCCCCAGGACUGCUGGCUUCGCUUCAGAUAAAUGGGAGGUGGACCCAGCGGAUCUCACACUGGAUGUGGAGCUGGGCAGUGGGCAGUUUGGCGUGGUGUUGCUAGGAUGCUGGCGGGAGAUAAAGGUGGCGGUAAAGAUGGUGCGUGAGGGGGCCAUGUCAGAGGAGGACUUCAAGGAGGAGGCGCAGGUCAUGAUGAAGCUGUCCCACUCCAAACUGGUGCAGCUGUACGGGGUGUGCACCCAGCGCGCCCCCAUGUGCCUCCUCUUCGAGUUCAUGGAGCACGGCUGCCUGUCGGACUACCUGCGGGGGAACCGGGGCUCGUUGCCGCGGGAGACCCUGCUGGGCAUGUGCCUGGACGUGUGCGAGGGCAUGGCCUACCUGGAGAGCGCCAACUUCAUCCACAGGGACCUGGCUGCAAGGAACUGCCUGGUUUCUGAAAACCAUGUGGUGAAAGUCUCCGAUUUCGGUAUGACAAGGUUCGUGCUGGAUGACCAGUACACCAGCUCUCUGGGAUCCAAGUUCCCAGUGAAGUGGUCAGCACCGGAGGUCAUCCAGUACUCCAAGUUCAGCAGCAAGUCCGACGUGUGGUCCUUCGGUGUGCUGAUGUGGGAGGUGUAUAACGAGGGCCGCAUGCCCUACGAGAACCGCUCCAACGGGGAGGUGAUGGACGCGCUGACCGCGGGCCUGCGCCUCCUCAAGCCCAAACUGGCCCCCGAGGCCGUGUACCAGCUCAUGGACUGGAGCUGGAAGGAGAAACCGGAGGAUCGUCCGUCUUUCAACCUCCUUUUCCAUCAGCUGCUCGCCCUGGCAGAGCUCUGAAGGACAGCGGUGUUCACUCUGGACAGAUGCCCUACAGACGUCCUACAGACGCCCUACAGACUCUGUCCAGACGCUGGACAGAUGCCCUACAGACACCCUACAGACGCCCUACAGAUGCCCUACAGACGCCGUACAGACGCCCUACAGACUCCGUCCAGACGCUGGGCAGAUGCCCUACAGACGCCGUACAGAUGCCCUACAGACACCCUACAGACGCCGUACAGACGCCCUACAGACGCUGAGAUAUUAAAACUAUUUAUUUUGCUCUUCAUCGCUGAAAACAGUUCAUUCUGUUGUAUAUCCUUGUCACAUACUGUUUUAUAGUCUUUUUGAAGCUCAAUUUCGCUAUGCUACGAUCAACCCUUACAGUCCAGCUCAACCACUCAACACAGAUCAGCAUACAGCUACACCUCCGCAGGGAUCCAGUACACAUUCCAGAUCACCAAUCUCUUCUGUCCCUGCGUCUGAUUGGUGGAAAGACGGCCCACCGCCACCAGAACUGCAGCAAAGUCACCCACCAUCUUCUGCCCCAGCAUGAAGACCCAUCUCUCCAGAAAACACAGAGACUAAGCACCUACGUUCCUCACACUCUAUAACAUCAAACUAAAACUUCCUUAACCUCAUUUCCCUAACCCUUCCCAUUCCAUUAAAACAAAGCACAGUUUGUGUGAACAGGAGUUAUUUUUCUCUAUAGUUUUUUGCCUCAUAUAUGUGGAUGUAAAGCUGUACUGAAGUUCAAAGCACUUUUCUAAUGUUGUCUGGAGAACAGAGUUUCCCAGAUGGAGCAAAAGUCAAUGUAAAUAUGUUUUCCUCUUGAUGGUAUUGACUUGUUCUGUGAUAUAUUCAAUAUAUUCAACAUGUUCAAUAUAUUUAAUGUCAAAUAUAUGAACUGAAAUAAUGCUGAACC
Molecule: messenger RNA, 2914 nt
Organism: Anguilla anguilla (European eel)
Lineage: Eukaryota; Metazoa; Chordata; Actinopteri; Anguilliformes; Anguillidae
Gene: itk
Product: IL2 inducible T cell kinase
Exons: 17
Coding region: 160-2007 (615 amino acids)
Biological process (GO): B cell receptor signaling pathway; adaptive immune response; peptidyl-tyrosine autophosphorylation
Molecular function (GO): ATP binding; protein binding; non-membrane spanning protein tyrosine kinase activity
Source: RefSeq, a predicted model, not a curated record